Molecule: messenger RNA, 2033 nt
Organism: Mercenaria mercenaria
Lineage: Eukaryota; Metazoa; Mollusca; Bivalvia; Venerida; Veneridae
Exons: 5
Coding region: 132-815 (227 amino acids)
Cellular component (GO): extracellular region
Molecular function (GO): protein binding; peptidase inhibitor activity
Source: RefSeq, a predicted model, not a curated record
ACAUGUUGCCUAAUUAAAUUGUUUAUGCUAAAUUUAGAUAGAAAUAAACGUAUUAACUACAGAGUAUACAUUUAAUUUAAAAGUGCGGUGAAGAACAUUUGUUGUAUACUCCGGAUUGUGGUGAAGACAAAAUGGUGAUAAUGCGAAUGUUCGUUGUCUUCUUGAAUUUCGUUUCUUUAAGCCUUGGACAAAAUGCAGCAACUUCGCGCUUUAAACAGGAUUGUUCAUCGCCCUGUCCAGCUGUUAAGUGCCUUUCCCCAUUUAAGCCUGAGGGAGCGUGCUGCCCAAUCUGCCGAGAACAAAAACCAGGAAUGUGCCCGAAGCCAAAAAUUCCGGGUAUCUGCGUACUAGCCUGUACGUCUGACUGGAAUUGCCCAGGUUCUCAGAAAUGUUGCAGCAAUGGUUGUGGUCGCGUGUGUACGAAACCUGUCGGAAAUGGAAAGUCAUGUUUUUACAAUGGAAAAAAGUACGAAAAUGGCGAAACUUUUAAAGUCCUAUGCAAUACAUGUACAUGUACAGAGGGCAAAGUGUCGUGCACGGAGAAGGCAUGCCUGCCAAAACCAGGACAUUGCCCAAGACAAGACCCAGAUAAAGCGGGAAUCUGUAUAUUAGGAUGCAUAUUUGACUGGGGUUGCCAAGGUGUUAAAAAAUGUUGCAGUAACGGAUGCGGCAUGAUGUGCAUGUUGCCACUUGGCAGAUAUUCUUCCAAACCAAAUUGUGCAGGCGUGUACUGUCCAGAUUUGUAUUGUGAUGACCUGUAUACUCCUCCCGGCGGAUGUUGUGAAAUCUGCCCGCCUUUGAAACCGAUUUAUUAAUAUGACUCUUAGAGAUCUUGCUGAUUACACAAUCAUAUCAUUCCGCAAAACAAAAUCAAGAACCACUUUGUCUACAUUACAUUUUGUACAUUUAAAGUAAAUUUUCUUCCAACAAUAAGAACAUUUCAGAUUCAUGGCGUGGUGGGUGUGCAUUCCUGCAAUAAUUGAGGAAGUGUGGCGUUAAAACAAUGCUUUAUAAAGGGUGUUUAGUUUAAUGUGGGAAGUCAACGAAAGUCCUCCAAUGGAAUGAAUGGAACAAUUUAUUUCCAGUCGAGUCCGCAACACAUGUCAUUUUUUCUUCCCCUACAUCCAGUCUAGGCUGGUACAUCUGGAUACAGUACUAAUUUAAGUAAACCACCCGGCACAUAACACCAGUAGGAAUAUCAUUCAUGACCAGGAAUCGAACCCAGGUAUCUGACGUUGUAGUACCAACUUGCUAAGCACCGCGCCACUGACUGCCUUUAACAUUUUAAGGUUCUUGAUCAAGUUUUGGUCAGUUGAUGGAGCUUUUACAAAUUUAAACAGCUGAUCAUUUACAUAUUUUAAUCACGUUCACCGGUUUCUUAAUAUAUGUUUCAUUUUCACUGGAGUUUUUUAUUAUCUUAUUUUUUUCUCUUCUGGUUACUAAACCAAGAUAGUCUUAUUUUAUUAUAAAUUUAAGUAUUAUGAACAUAUUUGCCUAGGGAAUGAUAUGAAUAUAAAAACUACUUUAUUGUGUUUGUAAAAGUUUUGCAAAUGUAUACUUUGUUGAAAUUCAUUAGAAAUGUUUGUUUGUAAAAGUAUUAUUACUUCCCUUUAUAGAUCUAAAAUAGAUGGUUUUCUAAGCUACAAGCUGUUUUAAAACGUGUAUUUUGUCUUUUCAUGUAGUUUUAAUAUCCCAAUAUCAAUCAAAAGCAAAUUCGAAACUAGAAAUUAUAUUGAAAUUCAAGGAAAAAGACCGUCUUUUAAAUACUUUUAUAUUGAAGGUGUUAAUUACAAAAUACCAUAUAAACAAUAAAACAUACAUUUCUAACAGGUACCUACAUGUAACUCUAUGCAAAGGGCAUUUUUGUUCCUUAAAAAUAUCUCUAGCAGAAUGUACGAAAUGUCAUAAAUUGUUGCAUAAAUGUGACUGACCGCCUUUGAAGAUAUCACAUAUGAAUCUUUCACUAUCGUAGCCUUUUUUUAAAAUAUUAUAUUUAUAUGAAAUUCAAUGUAAAAAAUGAAUUAAAGUGAACU